Messenger RNA from Dunckerocampus dactyliophorus (ringed pipefish), 6683 nucleotides. It is a transcript of the gene far1, whose product is annotated as fatty acyl CoA reductase 1. The transcript is spliced from 13 exons. Gene Ontology annotation, biological process: long-chain fatty-acyl-CoA metabolic process. The coding region runs from base 616 to 2169 and encodes 517 amino acids. Gene Ontology annotation, cellular component: peroxisome. The record is from RefSeq and is a predicted model, not a curated record. Lineage: Eukaryota; Metazoa; Chordata; Actinopteri; Syngnathiformes; Syngnathidae. Gene Ontology annotation, molecular function: alcohol-forming very long-chain fatty acyl-CoA reductase (NADP+) activity.
AUUUCACCUGCUAGUUGUACCAAAUGUUCCACGAUGAGAGGGGAAAAAAAUGCCGGAGACCUCCGUGGCGUCACACCGGCUGCUCAGAGCGUUUCCCGAAUACAGCGCACCUUCCUGGAUCACACCCGGUGGCUCCCUCUGGUUCUAUACUCUGGUUCUCCUGAUAGUGGCAAUUUGGUAGAAGUAAUGCCAUGAUAUUUGAUUAGGACUAAUCACCACAAACUUGACAAACUUGUCAUUGUACACACAUUUGAUCUCACCUGCUGUACUGACAUGUUUUAAAAUAUGAAUAUGAAUAAAAUACAUGAUAGGACUGUUUAGUAAGAUGUAGUGUAUUAGUGUAUAGGUUACACACGCCUGUACCCAAGAGUGAGACGUCCUGUUUAUGUUCCAGCUAUGCCGCCGCUCUUGUGACGUCACUACGUCAAAAGACGCCCCCCCCACUUCCAACGAGCGGCUUCCUCGUGAGUCUCCACCCUGCAAUUUAGCGGUGCCAGUUGUACUCUCCAACAUACACAUAAUAUCGUUUACUGAUACACUUAUCGAUACGCUGGUACACUGCAGACGCCGUCAUCAGGACGCCUGGUGGUGAGGAGUUGAGCGACGCAAGCAGACAUGAUGAACAUACGUGAAUACUAUGCUGGCAAAAAUGUGCUGAUGACUGGUGCAACUGGCUUCAUGGGAAAGGUGCUGCUGGAGAAGCUGCUGAGGUCAUGCCCAGGAGUUAAUGCUGUCUAUGUGAUGGUCAGGUCCAAAGCUGGCCAGGACUCCCAGGCCCGUGUUACUGAAAUGAUCAGUAGCAAGUUGUUUGACAGGUUGCAAGAUGAGCAGCCAUGCUUUGCGGAGAAGAUCAUCCCAGUGAAUAGUGACCUGACAAAGCCAGAACUGGAUCUGAGUAAGGAGAAGCAGAGUGCGCUGGCUGAAACCAUUCAUGUUGUCUUCCACUGCGCCGCCACCAUUCGCUUCAAUGAGCCACUAAAAGAUGCAAUGCAGUUGAAUGUCUUGGCCACUCGGAAGAUGCUGGCUUUGGCCCAUAAGAUGAAGCAUCUGGAAAUCUUCAUCCAUGUGUCCACAGCUUAUGCCAACUGCGAUCGUGAGCUCAUUGAGGAAGUCGUCUACCCUCCUCCCGUAGACUACGUCAAACUCAUUGACGCUCUGGAUUGGAUGGAUGACGAGCUUGUGUCCGCACUGACUCCCAAGCUGAUAGGGCAGCGUCCCAACACUUACACCUACACAAAAGCACUGGCGGAGUAUCUGCUGCAACAGGAAGCUGGGGACCUCAACGUUGCCAUUGUCAGACCUUCCAUUGUGGGAGCCAGCUGGAAAGAACCGUUUCCAGGUUGGAUCGAUAAUUUCAAUGGACCCAGUGGAAUAUUCAUUGCUGCAGGUAAAGGGAUCCUACGCACGAUGAGAGCGUCUAACGACGCUGUCGCUGAUCUGGUGCCCGUAGAUGUCGUCAUCAACGCCACGCUGGCUGCUGCCUGGUACUCGGGAUCGCGGAAAAGCAGCAGGCCCAAAUCCAUCCUGGUGUACAACUGCACCACCGGCGGCAUCAACCCCUUUCACUGGGGACAAGUUGAAUACCAUGUAAUAUCUACUUUCAAGAGGAACCCCCUCGAGCAGGCGUUUCGUCGACCCAAUGUUAAUCUCACGUCCAAUCACCUGAUCAAUCAGUACUGGAUCGCUGUGAGCCAUAAAGCUCCAGCCUUCUUGUAUGAUGUGUACCUCAGGUUGAUUGGACGAGAGCCCAGGAUGAUGAAGACCAUCAGUCGCCUCCAUAAAGCCAUGAUGGUGCUGGAAUAUUUCACCAGUCACUCCUGGCUGUGGAACACAGACAACGUCACCAUGUUGAUGGCCCACAUGAGCCCUGAGGAUAAAAAGGUGUUUAACUUCGACGUCCGUCAACUGCACUGGGCAGAGUACAUGGAAAGUUACUGCAUGGGCACCAAAAAGUACGUACUCAACGAAGAGCUGUCAGGGCUGCCUGCCGCACGCAAGCACCUCAACAAGCUGAGGAACAUCCGCUAUGCCUUCAACACCGUCCUGGUGGUGCUGAUUUGGCGCGUUUUCAUCGCCCGCUCUCAGAUGGCGCGAAACAUCUGGUACUUUGUGGUGAGCCUCUGCUUCAAGUUCCUCUCCUACUUCCGAGCCUCGUCCACCAUGAGAUAAUGAACCAGCUGUGGAAAGUCGCUCAGACAUCCCACUGGAAGCCUGAAGUGAGUGGAAACAUCCGAACAACUCGGUGAACAGCAGGACUGCUACUUGGAAUCCGACCAGUUGAUACAUUUUGUUCAAUAAAGACGCUGUGGGUCAAUAUGUGCUAAGCAAUCCACGUCUUUGCUUUGUUUUUAGCUGACUAAGCUAAUCAGCGGAAUAGCUAAUCCUAUUUCUCCGUUCAUUUUAUCUUUACAAUAUGGUGAGGGGGUAUUAAAAAAAAAAAAAAAAGCUGAGCGCUGAAAAUGCCCUGCUUUUCAUAAACAAGAAUUCAGUAAUCCCUUGCCACUUAUUGCCGUUUUUCAAAAAAAAUUCUGAAUAAAUCAUGCUGUUUUGUGGUCAAAAAAUCUGCAUAUUCAAGCAAAUGUUACGUUUUUUUGUCUAAAUGAGGCACUUUCAAGCAUAAAAAUGUUUAAAUCAGGGGUCACCAACUUGGUGCCCGCGGGCACCAGGUAGCCCCCACGACCACAUGAGGUGCCCGCAAGCCUGCUUUUCAUUCAGGUGUUCAGUUAAUAAUGAAAGAACAGUAGAAAGAAAUGCAUUGUGAAAUACAACAUGUGAGUUGUGGACACCAGCAUUUUGUUCAUGUUCUGGUAAAACAAGCAUAUUCACUUUGUUUGGGUUUAAAAUAAGCUCUGAAAAGAAAUGUUACAAAAAUGAGUAGCUCUUGGCCAUUUUCAUUUUGUAAAAGUAGCUCUCACAAGGACAAACCUUGGUGACCCCUGGUUUAAAUGAAGUAACAUGAAAUAUAAGGCAUUUAGAAGAUGCAUUGUGAUGAUAUGUAGUAUUGUACACUGGUCACUAGGUAGCAGUAAUAUUACUGUAAUGCUGGGUGAGACACACAAGCACCAGACUUGACGGGUUUUUAUUGCAGCUUUGAAUGAUCUCGCAACAGGCAUCAUCAUCCCAAACACGGGCUACUACUGUUGCAGUCAUAACCCAUGCCAAGCUAGACUCUGAACCCCCCGGCGUCACUUCCUGUAUCCACUUCCACUUCUACUAUAUUGGGUAAUAGGAGUGUAAAGGUGCCUCUUGGGGUGUUAUUUUGUGUCUAAAGGGCUCUAAUAACGUUAAAGCGUAUUUAGAAGGUCAUAAAUCUUCUGUCUUAUAUGUCAUAUUUUCUCUUAUUAUGUCUACUAUGUUGGGUAAUAGGAGUGUACAGGUGACUAUAGGGGUGUUAUUUCAUGUCUAGAGGGCUCUAAUAAUGUUGAAAACUAUUUAAAAGGUCAUAAACAAGUGUUCUAUGUCUUAUAUGUCUUAUAUUUUCUAGUGAUGUCUACUAUAUUGGGUAUAAGGUGACUAUAGGGGUGUUAUUUCAUGUCUAGAGGGUUAAAAAAAACAAUUUAGGAGGUGGUAUACAGGGUUUACAUGCUCUAACUGAAUGCUGAAUGUAUUUAUAUACUUUUUUCCAUUAUUUUAUGAAAAAAAAAAUAAUAUCCAGUUAGAAAUCACCCAGUCUAUUCAUUUUUUUUUUUUUUUUUUUUUUUUUUUACAUAUCAAAUGUAUUUAUUUAACACCCCACCCCAGUCCAGCUCCACGACACCCGACGAGAUAAAAAUCCACACAAAACAAUCAAAGAGAGAAGACAAACAAACACACCACCAAAAAAACAAUAACGCCAAUAACGGUAGUGAACAAGUUACGGUAACUUCCAUAAAGGAGGGUUUGCUGUAUUUGUGGCAAAAAUAGCCCUGAGGUACUCGUAAGUUGCAAUACUCCGUGGCUCCGCAUGCCAGUUCUUUAUGUUGGCCAUUUAGGACCAUCAUUUUUGCCAAUUAGUCUGUGUUAUUGUGACAUAAUAUUCAUAUUGGGUGUACAUUCAAUUGCUUUUCUCCGUGUUUUAAGUGUCGGUGGAUGAAUCCGUGUACUUGAUGAUGAAAUGUUGUCAGCAACACGACCAUUCAUGCUUGGAGAAGCUGGGUGUGACCUCGCCCGUGUUUGCCUUUGCCGCUACAACGGCUCAGGCCGCCAAAUAGAGUGGAACUUGUUUAUGUCGCCCCCGUUGAUGAUGACAACUCACCAAUGUCGACCCACAUAUCAAGUGCCGGCCCUCCGUCUUGUUAUUGGUUCCCGUACAUCCAUGAUGAAUUCAGUAGCACCUUCUGCAUCAAAUUGCUGCCACUCGUAACUUUUUUUUUUGGCCCCAUGGCAGGUUAUUUAGCAGUUACACUCGAAUAAUUAAAAAUGCACAGAAAGUGGAUCAGCAACGCGUCGGGCAGGGGUGUCCAAAGUGUGGGCCACAGCAAAAAAUGGAAAAAUCAGCAGGAAUUUUACAAGAAUGAAGUCCAAAUAUUCAGAGAACAACGUAAUUUUAUGCUAAUAACAUCAUAAUAUUAUGAGGAAAAAUAACAUCAUUUUAGCAGCAUAAAGUUGAACUCCAGCCAAGAAAAAUAAAUGUGUUUUUUCUUUGUAGAUACUGAGAAACAAAACAACCAAUAAAGUUGUCAUUUUGGGAAAAUUAGGUUGGGAAAAACCUUCUGAAAAAAUAUUAUGGGAAUAAAAUCAUAAUAUAAAGGGAAUCAUGUCUAAAUAUGGGAAUAAAUUCAUAAUAUGAGAAAGUUCAAAUAUUAUGGGAAUAAAGAUAUAAUACUACAGGGAUAAAAUCUAAAUAUUAUGGGAAUAAAUUAAUAAUGUUAUGAGAAUAAAGUCUAAAUAUUAUGAGAAUAAAGUCAUCAUUACCAGAAAAAAAUUUACAAGAAGAAAGUUGAAAUAUUUGGGAGGAAAAAACAGCAAAAAUGGAAAAGUCAGCAGUAAUUUCACAAGAAUAUUGUUGUACUCUAACAAGAAAACGUCUGAAUUUUACAAGAAUAAUGCCAUAACAUUAUGAGGAAAAAUAACAUCAUUUUGGUCGACUAGAGUUGAAAUUUUAUGAGAAACAAAGCAAACGACUCCAAAGUCUUCAUCCAUUCAGAGGUGGACUUGCUGGUGUGAUUUGGAUCAUUGUCUUGCUGCAGAACCCAAGUUGCUUUCAGCUUGAGGUCACCGACAGAUGGCCGGACAUCACAGCAAGUCUUUCAGGUCCUGAAGGCAGCAAAACAGCCCCAGAGAAAAUAAGACAUAUAACGCUUGUUUUGAACCUUCUAAAUACACUUUUUAACAUUAUUAGAGCCCUCCAGACAUGAAAUAACACCCCUAUAGUCACCCUUACACUCCUAUUACCCAAUAUAGUAGACAUAAUAAGAGAAAAUAAGACAUAUAACGCUUGUUUUCAACCUUCUAAAUACACUUUUUAUUAUUAUUAGAGCCCUCCAGACAUGAAAUAACACCCCUACAGUCACCAACAUCACUUUAUUGUUGACUCAUUUGACAGCAGGCAGCAGCAAAGCAUUUUUUGUUGACCUUGGUGACUCCAAAGAGCCUGACAGGCAGGGCACAAAUAAAGCAGCAGAAUGAAAAUGAACCAACAGACGCAAAAGUUACUUGUACCUUGCCAUGCUUGUAAAGUGUAAAGAGAAGAAGGAUAGAUGUAUGCACGUAUGUAUGCUGGCAGCAUGUAUGUAUGCAUGCAUUUAUGUACUGUAUGCAUGAGCAGCAGCUGCUCAUCCAAAUGGACGCUUUCUCAAGUUGGAUGUCAACAAAUCACUUUGUCGGGAACAAGCGACAAGCCUUUUUCCAAGCAACUGCAGUCGUUCAUCGCUUCGUAUUUUGCAGCUUCACGCUAUCACGGUUUUCAAACAUUUAUGAAUGAAUAAAUCAUGCUGUUCCAUGCUUGAAUACAGCCUAUUAGUAAAAAGGGCAUAUUUAAGCAAAUUUUUGUUUUUCUUUUUCCUAACUGAAGCAUUUUCAAGCAUAACAAUUUCUAAAUGAGUUAAAAUACAAAUGUAAGACAAAGAGAAAAAAGGGUGAUCGGUGAAUUUUGCCCAUUAAACCUAUUUACCACCUUCUAAAUACACUUUUUAACAUUAUUAGAGCCCUGCAGACAUGAAAUAACACCCCUAUAGUCACCUUUACACUCCUAUUAGCCAAUAUAGUAGAUACGCUUCAGAGAUGAGUUUCGGCUUUGCUUGGUUGAUGGCCGCAUAAGUAGCCCGUGUUUUAAAUGUUGUUAUUUAUUAGGCAUUAUUGUGCCUGUUGUGAGAUGAAACCCUGCUGUUCCGCCCAAUAAGUCUGGUGCUCGUGCGACUCAACAUUACAGUAAAGCUCCGUGACUGGUAUACACAACCUCUUCUGAAUGCCUUAUUUUACUUCAUUUAGACAUUUUUAUGCUUGACAAUACUUCAUUUAGGCAAACACACAAAAUUUGUGUCAAUUUGCUUUUUUUAAAAAUUAGUAAUGGACCGUAUUCAACUAUGAAACAGCAUGAUUUAUUCAUGUCGUUUUAAAAGACUGUGAUAGGGUGAAGCCGCAAAAUUGGAGGUGUUAGUACGUGUAUCAUGAAGGAUGUACCUUACACCAUGUUACAUCACAUCUCUCACAUCAUGUAGUAUUUUACAAUAAAAAUGAAAACACCACUAUUGUCUUCUUUGUGC